Messenger RNA from Ostrinia nubilalis (European corn borer), 656 nucleotides. RefSeq lists its product as uncharacterized. The record is from RefSeq and is a predicted model, not a curated record. The transcript has 3 exons. Lineage: Eukaryota; Metazoa; Arthropoda; Insecta; Lepidoptera; Crambidae. Bases 54 to 554 code for a protein of 166 amino acids.
CGCGCAGUGGAACCUUGACAUUCGGCUGACAGGACGUGCGCUUGCCAUCCGACAUGACAUUCGGUGUAUUGUCCCAAAUGGGGGCGGGAAGUAAGCAGUUUAUAGACAGGUAUGCAGAAUACGGGACCCCCGUAGCGGACCCACACGUGGUAUACGCGUACGAGCCUCCAACCCAGGGGCAUGUCGAGGCUUCUUCCAAACACACAUACGGCGGCGGACACAAAAGCAAUGCGGCCAUGUCGGCGCUCACGCUGCUAGCUUUCCUGUUCUUCCUACACAUCUUGCAGCAAUGCAUCAAGGACCACAUGGCAUCCAUGAGCACCCCACAGAUCACCAUCAUGACCGCAGGCCGGGAAGGCGAAGCCGCCGUCAAAGAAAAACUCGACAAAACUGGCCUCACGGACAAUAAAAACAAAAACGAAAACGAACUGGCCGAAAACGAAAAAUAUCUGACGAAAAUAAACACGGCGCAACCGCCGCGGUACGGAGCAAACUACAAACACGCGGCGAAAACUUACGGCGAAUUUGUCAACGCUAUGGACGAAAAUAACUGAUUUAAAGCCUGUCGUAUGGGAUGCAAUGAAAUAAAAUAUACAGUAAAGUUUAAAAGACUUUAUUAUCAAGCAUAUCUAGGAAUAAAAUACACAACAUCCAUA